GUGCUACGCCCGCCCCUCGGUGGAGCCUCGCCUCUCUGUAGCCCCGAUACCCAGUGUUUAGUUCCCGACCUCCAGGACUUCACGUUUAGUUAGGCUACCCGCCUCCCAUCAAUCAGUUCUCAGAAGGGAGCAGCUUGAGAGCGGCUUACUAGGUACCUGUGGUGAAACGAGUGUUUGUGGCGGUUGACCCUAUGAGGGCCGUCCAAGAUGGCAGCACAGGAGCAGGAAAUGUAGCUAGCUCUAAAGAGCCUCCAAGGUGGUCUUAGAGCUCAGAUUUGUUGACCAGUGUCUUGUCUACAGCGUUGAUGCUGGCCAAGGAGGAGGAAUGAAAAAAUUAUCUAAGUGGUGCACCUUGAGUGGUUUUGAGAUUUUGUGGAUAACUGGUUGCGUCUUUUUGUGUAUACUUUAUUUUACUUUUCUUUAUUUGUUUGUUCAUUUUUGCGGGGCUGAGAAUUGAAUGGAGGACUUUACGUAUCCAACUCUACCGCCAAAAAUUAUUCUCAGAUCUUUAUUUUUUUAAGACAGGGUCUCACUGGCCUUGAACUUUGUGACUUUCCUGCCCUUAGAGUACCCAAAAUAAUAGGCUCGACUUUGUUUUUAAAUCUCAGGUAAAUCAUUAAAUAGCUAAAAAAUAUUGAGGCUCUGAUUUUUUUUUUAAACUCAACUCCAUAAGCCACUCUGUGAAUUCUGAUUUUUCUAUAAUAGUUUUUCUUUUCCUCUGAGUAUUGAUGAACACUGGAUGAUGGACUUGUCCAUUUUUACUCAUCCAACGUUUUAAAGGACACACACUGAUAAUAAAACUGAAGCGCCAGAAGCACUUGUAUUCUCACUCGUGGACUCUUCGACUGCAGUUUCCCGUUCACAGCUGAGGAAGCAUGAGUCACUUGCAAAACUUACUGUUAGAUACCCUACUGGGGACGAAGCACGUGGACAGUGCAGCCCUCAUCAAACUCCAAGAAAAGACCCUAUGUGUGACAUCACCAGGAUUUAGUGUAAUGCCAAGUGAUGUUCGAACACUUUUGAACGGAUUUGCCAAAAACCCAUUAUUAACCCGAAGGGAAGGGUUGUAUUUCAGGGAAAAGGAUUACAAAUGUGUCCGGGCAGAUGACUGUUCUCUCUAUGCUAAGAAUGAGAACACUGGUGUGGUGGUGGUGAAGACCCACAUGUAUCUUCUUGUGGCAACUUACACUGCAGGAAUGUAUCCUAGCGUCUGUGUGGAAGCCACAGAGAAGCUGGGAGAGUAUCUAAGAAAAAAAGGAAACUAAGACAUCCGAUAACUAGUGAAGACAACUUUGUUGUUUUAGAAGAAAAGUAUAGAUCCUUAAGAAAAAUAUGCUGUGGUUGAAAACACUUCGUGGAAGAUUAAAACAAAUGAAGGGAACAAGUUCUCUUAUUUCAAGAGAUCAUCCUCUCUGACUGGAAGGAACUGACCAGCUUGUUCCCUUUCUUUAAGCGUUGGUCACAGACAUGACACCUGAGUGCACUUAUAGUUUUUCACAGGGCAAGUCCACGGGGAGUCUUACCUCCAAGUCCCCACACAUCUUGCCAGAUAUGCCAAGAAUAUAGGCCCUAGCCACUCAUAUGUGUGAGCCACAUGCACAUCAGAGUCAGGGGACAGCCAUGGGAGUCACUUCUCUUCUCCUGGGUGUUGGGAGUAGAUCUCAGGCCAUAAGGCUUGGUGGCAGGUAAACCCACUGAGUCAUCUCCCUGCUUCCCGGAACCACUCUGUACCUAGGCCGUGUCAGUCUCAUGCCUCCUUAAAAGUUUCAUGUAAUGCUUGUAGGAAAAACUUGCUAAGUGCUUUCUGUCAAAGGAGUUCCUGAUUCAGUGCCCCUUUAUUAAAA
Messenger RNA from Grammomys surdaster, 1844 nucleotides. RefSeq names its product profilin family member 4 (gene Pfn4). Gene Ontology annotation, molecular function: actin monomer binding. The transcript has 4 exons. Lineage: Eukaryota; Metazoa; Chordata; Mammalia; Rodentia; Muridae. The coding region runs from base 876 to 1265 and encodes 129 amino acids. The record is from RefSeq and is a predicted model, not a curated record. Gene Ontology annotation, cellular component: cell cortex.